AAAAAAAAAAAACAGGACGGCAGGCAUAAAUUAAAUGUCAGACAAAUUGAGUGUGCGUAUAGAGCGGGAGGUACACAGAGCGAGAGAGCGAGCGCGAGCGUGAGAGCGUUACGGAUAAAUCAUGCGAAUGGCACGCCACUCUCACGGCCGCCAUAUUGCACGAUAACGGUGAGAUAACGCGCGCGCGGCCACAACCGAACCGAAGAGCGAUUCGGUGGCGCACUCGGGACCCCGAGAGUUGUUCGAUCAGCAGCAGCCGCAGCCGGAGCGCGCGCCGGACGACUUCCUGCAACGCCCGAAACCAUUCCCCGGUCGGGCCCGUCGGUAGCCGCUGCCGAGCGGCCAGAAACGCUUCAGUAGCCGAGGGUGGUGGGCCCUCCUGCCUGUUUUGUUUUCUCGCCCCGUGUUGUGGGGAGUGUGUGGUAGCGCCUCGUCAAGUCCCUUUUUGCAGCAAGUGCUUAAUCAGCUAGCCCCGAGCGAGCAGAGAGUGUGUGUGUGUGGUCAACUAUCAAAUCGCUGUCCGGAAAGGCUCACCCACGCACAACAAGAAGAACCCAGCUCACCAUCUCCCCAAAAAGAAUAAAAAACCCCGUUCAGCGAGUAGUGUAGCGUCCCACUGCCGCUGUGCGUCUGUGUGAGUAUGUGUGUCCCGUGGGUGUGGGCGUCCGCGUGCGCCUGUGUGUGUGCCGUGCAGGUGUAGUGAAGCGUGAGUGUGCGUGCAGGUGUGUGUGUGCGCGAAAACGAAGCAUGUGACUGCUGGGCCCAAAACGGAACGCUUCUCCCGUUUUUUCGAGCCCCACGCUUAACUCUGUGUGAGUGUGUGUGUGUGUGUCUCUGUGUCUGUGUGUAACAGUUGUCUCGAGCGCACAAAAGCUCCUCUCUCCUUUCCUCCAUCGCCCCGCCCCGCAACAAGUUCUCGCGAUGGACGAGAACGAGGUGAUGGCCGCGUUCCUGUGGAGCAAGCAGUCGCAGGAGAUGUACAGCAACCAGGGGCUGAAGGACCUGCACCACCUGCACCAGGACUUUAUCAUCAACGACUACACCGACAAGAUAGCGACCAACAUCGACCUGCUCGACACGGAGCUCAAGUUUGCCUGGGCGGCGCUGAACCUGUUGAACGAGGAGUACACCAAGAUGUCGGAGAAGGUGUUCAAGCUGCAGUCGCUCAACAUCUCGCAGCAGCGGAUAGUGCAGAACCUGCAGUUUAUGGAGGAGAACCGGAAGGCGUACCUCGACAUGAUACCGGACUACGCGAAGCAUCACGAGUUUUCGCUGCAGGAGCAGUCGCGGCUGCGGAAGGAUCUGGAGUACCGGGAUCGGAUCAACGAGGCGCUCAUUAACAGCGGCAUGAUACCGCUGCAGGAGGAGCGGGAAGAGUUUCUGCACCAGCAGCAGCAGCUGCAGCUGCAGCACCAGUACCAGCACCAGCAGCACCAGCAGCAGCUCUUCCACCAUCAGCUGCAGAGCUCGGCUCAGAUGUACCACGCGAGUGCGCAGCUCCAGGCAGGCAGGCACGGGCUGUACGAAGGUAUGCAGCUGCUCGAUCAGCACCUGCAGCAGCAGCAGCAGCAGCAGCAGCACCACCAACAACAGCAGCACCAGCAACAGCAGCAGGUUCAGCUGCAGUUUGAAAACGAUUUUCUCAUCCUGCAGCGCAAUCUAGCCAAUGUGCCGCCGGAAGUGUUGAAGGUGGAGCACGGGCAGGGCAUACUGCAGCCGCAUCUGGAGCCGUCCGCCGCCACCCCGUUACCUUCUGGCAGUGCGGCCGCCGCCCCCCAUCCGCCGUUGCCGCGCAUGUCGACCAAUCCGUUCCUGUCGGCGGGCGAGGCAGACCGGGGCCUGCUGCGCAACAUCGAGCCGGCGGACAGUGCGGCCAUCAUCGAGGAGCAGCUGCGCACCUCCUUCCUGAACCACGCGAAGCAGAUCGAGCUCGAGUUCGGCACGCCCAAGUCGAAGCAGUACACGGCGGAGCGGAUCGAGAAGAUGCAGAGCGAGGAGGUGCGGGAGCUCAUCAACAAGAUCAUGAGCGAGGAGGACGUGGCGUCGCUCAGCAGCGAGGAGAUGGACCGGGUGCGCUGCUUCAUGGCGAAGAACUGCACCGAGCUGAUGGACGUGUUCGACGACGACCUGCAGGUGGUCUACCCGGUCAAGUCGGCCGAGCUGCUGAUGGCGCGGGGCAAGCAGGCCGUCGCCGCCGCCGCCACCGCCGCCGGUCCGAGUCCGCGCAAGGAGCUGGCCAAGUAUCUGUCGGACGGGCUGGCCACGCUAACGAAGGACGAUCUGCUGACGGUGGAGAAUGGGACGAUAACGAUACAGGACAGUGCGUCGGAGAACGAUUUCCGGCUGAAUCUGAGCACGGACGCGAGCCGACUGCCCGAGCACGGUGCCUCACCGAAGAAGCUGAGCGAGUUCUCGCCCUUCGGCCUGCAGGCGACUGCUGCCGCGGCCACCAUCUUGGGGACGGACGCCGUGUACGACGGCUUUCGGGAGGUGCGGGCCUUGGAGGCAGAGCAGCGCAUGGAGGCCGCUUCAAAGGCCGAAGAGAAGCUGCAGUACAGUGCGGGGGGCGCAGCAACCCGGGAAGCGGACGCGGUGGACGUGCCGAAAACGACCAUUCCGCCCACGUUCGCCUGCUCCAACCUGGUGGGCCUGACCAGCGGCAAGCCUCUGUUCGCGGGAAGCCUGCGGCCGAACAUCACGGAAGCGCUCGAGAUGACGUCUUGCGUCACUGCCUCAAGCGUCCUCGCGCCGCAACACGCCCACGGCGUCGAAACGGUCGAUGUUCGCCAGGCCGGGCCAGGCAUCUGUGCGGAGGGCGUCACGCUGCCCCCGCGCAAGGCUAGCGUAGUGGACGCCGCGUGCCUGGUGUCGGCACCGGCCAAGACCACUGCCGUCACCGAGGCGACCGACACGGCCGCCAUCCUCCAGGCCAUCAUCAGCCGCCGGUCGAGCGUGGCAGAACCGUCCACCAGUCCGCCCACGUUUCAGCCGCUGCCCGGCCAGACCUCCAUUACCGACUCGCCCGAGAUGCAGGCCAUCUACGACAGCCUGUCGCGCAAGUCGAGCCUGCCGACGCUCAGCGAUACCAACUUCUUCCCCUCGCUGGACAUUACCGACUCGGGCUUUGCCGAUACGAGCGACAGCCUGGCGCUGUUCGCGCAGCUGCCGCUCACCGUGCCCGGCACGGAGGCACCGAUCAGCCUGCCGGACUUCUCCACCAUGUCCGCGAUCUCGAACAUGCCGGACAGCUCGGACUGCUCCUCCUUUCUGCACAUGUCGAUGAACUCGUCCGGCAUUAGCGAGGCGUCGGACGGGAUGGGCGGCUUCGCCAGCCAUCCCGUGCCGAUCGCGGCCGGCGAGCAGCUGCAGCACUGCAAGGACGCGCUGGUCAUCACGUCCACCACGCUGGUGACGACCACCUCCACCACGACGGUGGGCAAACUGCCCGCCCUGCCACCGAUCGGCCCCACCACCACCACGAUGGCCGCCCUGGCCGAGGGCAAACCGAUAGUGGAGGCGACGGGACUGGCACUGCCAGCGCUGGUCGCAUCCACGGUGACGGGCACGACCGUCGUUACCAGCACCAUCGUCACUGCCAACGGGACGGCGACCGUCCAUGGGCCGGCCAGUGCGGUAGUCACCAUGCCGCCCACUACCGCAGAUGCAACGAAGAGUGUGAAGCCGCCACCGACCACAACCGGCACUCCCUUUGUGAAGCCAGCAGCUGCAGUACCCGCGAGUGGGGCGGUCCAACCGCAACCCACCGGCCAACCGACAGCCAGUCAGCAGAGCAAGGUACCGCUGGUAGGCGCACUGCUGCCCUCGAAGCAACCAGCUGCCCCGGCGGCUCAACCACCGCCACAACCACCGACCGAGCAGAAGGGUGCGGCCGGGGGCGGCUUCUUCCAGUCGACCACCGUCAACAUCGGCAGCUUCUUCAACAAGGUCAACAAGAACCUGGUGCAUCAGGAAAGCUCGGACAGCAUCAUCGGCGCCAAGUCCAAGUCCUUCUUUGCCUCGAUGAAGAGCUCCUUCAGCAUCGACUCGUCCAAGGCGUCCGUGGAUGAGGGGGACGGGCAGCAGGUGGCCAGCGCACAGCCACCUGCCGGCCAGCUGGACGUCGCGCAGCAGCAGCAGACGUCGGCAGAUCUGUCCCCGCUCGCUGCCAAAGGUGGUACGACACCUUCGGCCGAGGGUUCGCUGCACGAGCAGCACACUCCCUCGUCGCUGUCGGGCGAGCAGCAGUCGUCGCCGCCGCGCGACACCUCCUCCUUCGAGGGUCAGCUCGACCCGAGCCCGGUCGGUGCGCAGCAGAGCCCGCUGGCGGAGUACGACCCGGAGGACCAGUACCAGGCGUACGACCAGCAGGACCCGGGCAGUGCCACCGACAGCCAGCAUCAGCCGGGCGACGGCCAGCUGGACCGCGAGCUCGACCCGAACGGUAACGGGGCAGCGCCGGCGGCCCAGCGUCGCCAGAGCUUGUUUCGCGCCCAAGGUAGUGAAGAUGGCGAGGGCGGCAGCAAAUGGAAGCUGCUGAAGACGCUCAAGGAAAAGCGUAUCGAGGAGAAACAGAAAGUGGUCGAAGUCGGUGAGUCCUUCGACGACGAGCCCGGUCUGUUCAAAAAGGUGGACGUAAGUGGCAAGACCGAGGAGCCCGAGAAGCGAAAUGGGACGGUCGACAGUGGACGGAACAAUGGGCUUGGUGACAACACGUUCUACAGCAACAUCGACAGCAUGCCCGACAUUCGACCAAGGAGGAAGUCCAUACCGCUUGUGUCGGAGCUGACCAUGGCUGCCACGAAACGGAAUGCUGGACUGACCUCGGCCGUACCGCGAGCGACCCUAAACGAUGAGGAGCUGAAAAUGCACGUAUACAAGAAGGCGCUGCAGGCGUUGAUCUAUCCCAUCUCGUCGACCACACCCCACAACUUCGUCCUGUGGACGGCCACCUCCCCGACCUACUGCUACGAGUGCGAGGGGCUGCUCUGGGGUAUUGCGCGACAGGGCGUCAGGUGUACGGAGUGUGCUGUCAAGUGUCACGAAAAGUGCAAGGACUUGCUGAACGCAGACUGUCUUCAGAUGUGCUUUGCCGGUGCUUCCGAAAAGAGCUCCAAACACGGGGCCGAGGAUAAGGCGAACUCGGUGAUAGCGGCCAUGAAGGAGCGCAUGAAGCAGCGCGAACGCGACCGGCCAGAAAUAUUCGAGCUGAUCAGGAAAGUGUUUGCGGUGGAGGAGAAGAGCCACGCCGGCCACAUGAAGGCGGUGAAGCAGAGCGUGCUGGACGGUACGAGCAAGUGGUCGGCCAAGAUCGCCAUCACCGUCAUCUGUGCGCAGGGUCUGAUCGCGAAGGACAAGAGCGGCACCAGCGAUCCGUACGUGACGGUGCAGGUAAGUAAGGUGAAGAAGCGCACCCGCACGAUGCCGCAGGAGCUGAACCCGGUGUGGAACGAAAAGUUCAACUUCGAGUGCCACAACUCGUCCGAUCGCAUCAAGGUACGCGUGUGGGACGAGGACAACGAUCUGAAAUCAAAACUGCGCCAGAAGCUGACGCGAGAGUCGGACGACUUUCUGGGACAGACAAUCAUUGAAGUGCGAACGCUGUCGGGCGAGAUGGACGUUUGGUACAAUCUGGAGAAGCGUACUGACAAAUCAGCCGUGUCCGGGGCGAUCCGCUUGCAUAUUUCCGUAGAGAUCAAAGGCGAGGAAAAGGUAGCGCCGUACCACGUCCAGUACACCUGCCUGCACGAGAACGUGUUUCACUACUUGUGCGAGGAGGCGCUGGGAGCGGUGAAUCUUCCCCAGACCAAGGGUGACGACGGGUGGAAGAUUUACUUCGACGAAACGCCCGAAGAGAUCGUGGACGAGUUCGCGAUGCGCUAUGGCAUCGAGAACAUCUACCAAGCCAUGACCCACUUUCAUUGCCUAUCUACGAAGUACCUGUGCGCUGGCGUCCCGGCUGUUAUGAGUACACUAUUAGCUAAUAUAAACGCUUACUAUGCACACACUACGGCUUCGAGCGCGGUAUCGGCCAGCGAUCGCUUUGCGGCAAGCAAUUUUGGUAAAGAAAAGUUCGUUAAGCUACUGGACCAGCUGCACAACUCGUUACGAAUCGACUUGUCCAUGUAUAGAAAUAACUUCCCCGCUUCCAGUCAGGAGAAGCUGAUGGAUCUAAAAUCUACCGUAGAUUUGUUAACCAGUAUUACCUUUUUCCGUAUGAAAGUUCAAGAGUUAUCCAGCCCACCUAGAGCGAGCACAGUGGUGAAGGAUUGUGUUAAGGCUUGUCUGCGAUCAACCUACCAAUUUUUGUUCGAAAAUUGUUACGAGCUAUAUAAUCGAGAGUUUCAGGUUGAUCCGAACGAAGCGAAGCGUGAAGGCGAAGACCACGGACCAAAACUAGAGAAUGUUGAUUUCUGGCACAAGCUAAUAGCUUUAAUUGUAUCAGUUAUCGAGGAAGAUAAAAAUAGUUAUAGUGCUGUACUUAAUCAAUUCCCGCAAGAGCUUAACAUCGGGCAGGUGUCUGCGGCGACCAUGUGGAGCCUGUUCGCCGUCGAUAUGAAGUACGCGCUCGAGGAGCACGAGCAGCACCGGCUGUGCAAGUCGUCCGCGUACAUGAACCUGCACUUCAAGGUGAAGUGGCUGUACACGAACUACGUGAAGGAGGUGCCCCCGUACAAGGGCGCGGUGCCGGAGUAUCCCGCCUGGUUCGAGCCGUUCGUGAUGCAGUGGCUGAACGAGAACGAUGACGUAUCGCUGGAGUACCUGCACGGCGCGUUCAAGCGGGACAAGAAAGACGGGUUCCAAAAAAGUAGUGAGCAUGCUCUCUUCUCAAACUCGGUCGUCGAUGUCUUUACGCAGCUAACACAGUGCUUCGAUGUGGUAAGCAAACUCGACUGUCCCGAUCCAGAAAUCUGGAAGCGUUACAUGCGACGUUUUGCUAAGACCAUUGUUAAAGUACUGCUUGCGUAUGUUGAUAUCGUAAAGUCGGAGUUCCCCGAUAUAAUGCAUGAGGAGCGAACAGCGUGCAUUCUUAUGAACAACAUCCAGCAACUGCGGGUGCAGCUGGAGAAGAUGUUCGAGUCGAUGGGCGGCGAUAAGCUGGAAGAGGAUGCGGCCAACAUUCUCAAAGAACUGCAGCAGAACCUGAACACGGCCCUGGACGACCUGGCGACACAGUUCGCAAAGAGCUUGGAGCCAAGAAUUACUGGCAGCGUGCGGGAGCUGGGCGAUCUGCUGCAGCAGGUGAAGCAGCAGAGCUCCCUGUUCCAUGCGCCACCGGCCGACGAUGCCAACCUGAUCGCGAUCGAGGCGGACGAGGUGCUGCGACCGCUGAUGGACCUGCUGGACGGUUCGCUCUCAAUGUACGCCCAGUCCUGCGAGAAGACCGUUUUGAAAAGACUGCUGAAGGAGCUGUGGAAGAUAGUGAUCCGAACGCUGGAGAAAACGAUCGUGCUUCCACCGAUGACGGAUCGAACGAUGGUGUUCAAGCAUCUCACCGACAAUGCCAAAAAUCUGGCAGCGAAUGCGAAAAUCGAGGACAUGUCCCGACUCAUCAAGAACCACAUGUCCGGCAAGCAGGAUGCCAAGAACGUGCUCAGCGGGGUGAUGGACAUCUCCAAGGAGAUGGAGAAGAACCUAUCGCCCAAGCAGUGCGCCGUGCUGGAAGUUGCACUCGGCACGAUCCAGCAGUACUUCCACGCCGGCGGCAAUGGGCUGAAGAUGCCGUUCCUGGAGAAGUCGCCGGAGCUGCAGAGCUUGAAGUACGCGCUCAGCCUGUACACGCAGACCACGGACACGCUUAUCAAAUCGUUCGUCUCCGGGCAAGGUGCUUCGGAAGAAGGGGUUAGUCACGAUGAUGCUUCCGUCGGUGAGGUGUCCAUUCAGAUAGACGUCUCGUCGAACCCGGAGAACGGAGAGCAGAAAAUAUCCGUCAAGGUGAUCGCUGCCAACGAUCUCAAAUGGACCGUCCCGUCCGGCAUGUUCCGGCCAUUCAUCGAGGUCAAUCUGAUUGGACCGCAUCUGAACGAUAGGAAACGAAAGUUCGCGACCAAAUCGAAAUCGAACAACUGGUCGCCGAAGUACAAUGACACCUUCCAUUUCAUUAUUGGCAACGAGGAGCAGCUGGAAUUUUUCGAACUGCACAUAUGCGUGAAGGAUUACUGCUUCGCCCGGGAGGAUCGGCUGGUUGGUGUAGCAAUACUAAAGCUGAAAGAUGUCGUUGAUCAGGUAUACUAUUGGGUGAUAUAUUUAAUUUGUGUGUGAAUGUAUGUGUGUGUGUGUGAGUUGCGUAUGAGUCCCGAAGAAUGAAUGAGGAUGGAUGUUGGAAAAAUGCAAGAAGAACUAUUCGACAACUUCUGGAGAAGGAUCCUAGUAGAGCGUCAAGAGAAGUUGCGUACGGAAUUAACGGAAAGUAGACAACGAUGGGUAAUGUAUGCAAGUAGAACUGUUUGAAGGAAGAUGUGAGCAGAGCUUGAGGAAACAGAGAAGACUGGAUCAACUCGCAAGAGAACAACGAUGGGUUAAUAUGUAGAAGAGCAACUAUUCGACAACAUCUGGAGGAAGACACAAGCUGAGCUGCGGAAAGCAAAGCAGACUGGAUCAAUUCGCAAGAGGACAUCGAUGGGUAAUGUGCACAGGAAGAGCUUUUCUACAAUGCGUCGAGCAAGACAUGAGCUCAGCUUCAGCGUAGAGAGCAGAGUGGAUCAACCGAUCGAGGACAACGGAUGAUAAUGGUAAUGUAUACAUAGUUUUCUAUUUCUAGAACCUGAUGGAGCCUGCUAUUUUUUCGAAAGAUGCGACCAUACUGCGACCAACUAACCCGAAGUGAUAUCGAGA
Messenger RNA from Anopheles coluzzii, 8832 nucleotides. It is a transcript of the gene unc-13, whose product is annotated as protein unc-13 homolog B. Gene Ontology annotation, biological process: synaptic vesicle priming; synaptic vesicle maturation; neuromuscular junction development. The transcript has 25 exons. The record is from RefSeq and is a predicted model, not a curated record. Gene Ontology annotation, molecular function: calcium ion binding; diacylglycerol binding; phospholipid binding. Lineage: Eukaryota; Metazoa; Arthropoda; Insecta; Diptera; Culicidae. Gene Ontology annotation, cellular component: neuromuscular junction; presynaptic active zone cytoplasmic component; plasma membrane. Bases 922 to 8259 code for a protein of 2445 amino acids.